AUGAGCGACAGUGAAGACAGUGGAUACAGCCCCUUGACAUCACGGUGGGCUGAUGAGACGACGCCUCUGCUCAACACCGCCCAGAUACCCGACCAUGACGAGCAUGUGGUCACGCAACAGCUCCACGCUGAACCUGAUGACUUCCCUGAAGGUGGCUUUCGCGCAUGGAGCGUCGUGUUUGGCAGUUGGUGUGCCAUGGUUGCAGCAUUUGGCAUGCUCAACUCUAUGGGUGUCAUCCACGCUUGGCUGUCGUCUCAUCAGCUCUCAAAUCAUUCGUACGCCGAGAUUGGCUGGAUCUUCAGCACUUUCACUUUCUUAGUCUAUUUCGGAAGCGUCCAGAUUGGUCCUGUGUUUGAUACAUACGGUCUGAAAUACACGUUGAUACCCGGCUGCGUCGGUCUAGUCAUUUCAGUGUUUCUGUUCAGCAUAUGUAAAGAGUACUGGCAGUACAUGUUGGACUGGGGCAUCCUCGGUGGAAUAUCCUGUUGCCUCAUCUUCACACCGGCCAUCGUCAGCAUUGGACACUGGUUCAUGCAGCGCCGAGCCCUGGCCACCAGCCUUGCCCUGACGGCCGGUGGAAUCGGCGGAAUCUUGUUUCCAAUUAUUAUCCUACGACUCGAAGGCAAGAUCGGCUUCAACCGCUCGCUCCAGGUCAUCGGCAUCGUGUGCACGCUGCUCUGCGCCACGGCCGUCGCCACCAUCCGCACGCGGCUGCCCUUCAACACCAAGUCCGGCGCCUCGAUCGACGUCCUCGCGCUGGUGCGCGACCCGGUCUACGCGGCGACGACGGCCGCCAUCUUCUUCCUCGAGCUCGCCCUCUUCAUCCCCGUCACGUACGUCACGUCGUACGCGCUGGACGCGGGCUUCGCGGCCGACCGCGCGUACGGCUUCCUCAUCGCGCUCAACGCCGCGUCCAUCGUCGGCCGAGGACUUUCAGGCUGGCUCGCCGACGCGUGGGGCCGCUUCCGCGUCAUGCUGCUCACGGCCGCGGCGUGCACGGUCAUUACGCUGCUGUGGCUAGCCGCCGGACGCAGCGCCGCGUUGCUCACAGCCUUCGCGGCGGCUUUCGGCUUCGCGUCCGGCAGCAUUGUCGGCGUCACCCCUGUCUGCGUCGCGCAGAUCUGCCGCACGGAGGAUUAUGGGAAGCGCUAUGGAACGACGUAUUUCAUCGUGAGCUUUGGCACCCUCGUUGGCAUACCCCUUGCCGGCGCGAUUCUUGAGACUGGAGGUGCGGCGCCGAAUUAUCCUGGUUUGAUUGUGUUUUGUGCGGCAGUGUUUGGAGCUGGUUUUGCGUUUUUUGUCGCGGCAUAUGGGAUGGCAGUGGGAUGGGAUUUCAGAGUGAAAUUUUAG
Messenger RNA from Lasiodiplodia theobromae, 1350 nucleotides. Its product is annotated as MFS transporter. Gene Ontology annotation, biological process: transmembrane transport. The transcript has 3 exons. NCBI's taxonomy places the organism in Eukaryota, Fungi, Ascomycota, Dothideomycetes, Botryosphaeriales, Botryosphaeriaceae. Bases 1 to 1350 code for a protein of 449 amino acids. The record is from RefSeq and is a predicted model, not a curated record. Gene Ontology annotation, molecular function: transmembrane transporter activity. Gene Ontology annotation, cellular component: fungal-type vacuole membrane.